AUGUGUAGAUUCGAUGAUCUGGAGAGUUUUCUCAGUUGUGCACCCGCUCUCAAAUAUUUGACGAUCCUUGCACCUAAAAAUCGACAACUAACCGAUGCAAACCGUUGGCAGGAUUUGAUCACAAAAUCAUUAUGUCAACUGCAAACAUUCAAAUUCAUAUUUGCCAGUCAUUUGAUCGAACAAUACGAACAAUUCCAAAGAUGGAAAGUUCAUAUAUAUUUACACAAUUUCAUAUCCGCAGAUUUCACUCGGUGUAAAAAUCCAAUGAUUAGCGAUGUUGACGUUUUCGAUAACGUCACAGAAUUAACAUUAUUCAUAAACUUCGAUAUGAAAACAGACGAAUUCUAUUUCUAUCAUAUUCAUUCGGUAAUAUUGAAAAUAGACGGUCGAAUAGCGUUACAGCACGAACAAUCUGUUCAGCCAAUAACAAAAAUGAUAAAUUUGUUUAAUUUGAAACACAUCUGUAUUCAACAGGGAAUAUGUGCAGGUGUUGUAAUAGAACUUUUACGACAGUCGCCACAAUUGACUUCGCUGAGUAUUAGUCCGCAAAUGUUGAUGUUAUUCAUUCGAAAUCGUGAAUUAUUUUGCAAUCGUUAA
Molecule: messenger RNA, 597 nt
Organism: Adineta ricciae
Lineage: Eukaryota; Metazoa; Rotifera; Eurotatoria; Adinetida; Adinetidae
Source: the annotation of a GenBank genome assembly